Molecule: messenger RNA, 1769 nt
Organism: Hyaena hyaena (striped hyena)
Lineage: Eukaryota; Metazoa; Chordata; Mammalia; Carnivora; Hyaenidae
Gene: ARMH1
Product: armadillo like helical domain containing 1
Exons: 13
Coding region: 275-1603 (442 amino acids)
Source: RefSeq, a predicted model, not a curated record
CAACCAUGCCCCGCCCCAUUCUGUCUCUGCUUCGUAGCCAUUAGCUGGCUCUCAUAAUCUGAGUUCGGUAUUGGUUAGCCGACGCCAGUCGGAAAGAGUUCCCGCCCUCCAGUGUAGGUUGAUCCACAGUUACUUACCCAGCUGUUAAAGCUGACAGGAUUUCGUGGCUGUCUCCAUCCCUGAGGCUACGUGGACGCCCUUCCCAGGCGUGUAUCCAGUGUCCUCUGGGGAGCAGUGGAGGUUGGUGUGUAGCCAACUUCAGGACUGACUGACCAUGACUUCUAUAAAGGAGCAGGCAGCCAUCAGCCGACUCUUGAGUUUUCUACAGGACUGGGACAAUGCUGGCAAAGUUGCAAGGAGUCACAUCCUCAACACUUUCAUCAAGACCAACCAAGGCAAGACCGCCCCUGAGCUGGAACAGGAGUUUUCCCAGGGAGCCAGCUUGUUCCUGGUACGCCUGACCUCCUGGCUUAGACUCAUCUAUAUGACUGGCUCGUGUUUAGAUAAGCUUCUAAAGUCAAUUGGCAUCUUCUUGUCAGCUGUAAGCAGUAAUCGGUACCUUAUAGAAUUUCUUGAGGUUGGAGGCAUCCUAACACUCUUGGAAAUACUUGGGCUGGAGAAGAUCAAAGAGGAGGACAAGAAGGAAUCCAUCAGGCUACUUCAGGUCAUUGCGAACUCUGGCAGGAAGUACAAGGAGCUCAUUUGUGAAAGCUAUGGUGUAAGAUCCAUAGCAGAGUUUUUGGCAAAGUCUAAAUCAGAAGAGUCCCAGGAAGAAGUGCAGGUUCUGUUGGAUUCAUUGGUCCACGGCAAUCCCAAGUACCAGAAUCAAGUGUACAAAGGUCUAAUAGCUUUGCUGUCCUGUGCGUCCCCAAAAGCUCAGCAGCUGUCCCUGCAGACUCUCAGGACUGCACAGUCGAUCAUUGGAACCACACACCCCAGCAUCGUGGACUGCGUGCUGAAGGUACUGCGCACCAUGCACCUGGAGGUGCAGUAUGAAGCCAUCGAGCUGAUCAAGGACCUGGUCAACUAUGACGUGUGCCAGGCUCUGCUCAAGGGCCUCGUGGCGCUGCUGAUACCGUCCGUCAAGGAGACCAGCAAACUGCAGCCUGAAAUCCUCAACGACCCCGCGGUUCUCCAGCUCACAGCCAACCUGCCGGUGUUCUUGCAGCAGGCCGCGGCGGCCAAGGCCAUCGGGGUCCUGGCGCGCAGCAACACAAGCAUCGCCGAGGAGAUGCUGCACCUGCGCGUGGUGCACAGCCUGAUGGCCGCCAUGGGCAACAUGGACCACAGCAACAGCCAGCGGCAGGCCAGCCUCACGCUGGAGUACUUCGUGCAGACGUUCCCAGUGGUGGAGGAGCACGUGCGCAAGUCCAUGGGAGAGGAACUCUACGCGCUCUUCCUCAGCAAUGCCGAGGACUUGUACAUGAAAAUAGAUAGCAUUCAGGCGGACAUCUUGGCGGCUAACAAAGUCAAUGUUUCCAGAGCAUUAUACACCAGUGGCAUCUCCUACAGCAGACUGAGCUUUUACCUUGGCCCUCCUGAGGAGAAUCAACUGGCUUACACCACAUACUUCCAGAAGGAAGAUUCGGAAGGAAAGGAGUAACAGAGCCUCUGAGGCAAUCCAGAAAGGCCAAGGCUGUGUGUUUCAGGAAGCCUGGCAGAAGGAGCCUAGGGUCAAGCUCAGGGUGACUCCGUUGGCCCAAGGUGGGAGGUGGGGGUUCAUGCCAGUAGGGGAGAGGGAGGGCUGGUUGGGAAAAUUCAAUAAAUAG